UACUACUUAACAGUUAACACCAUCAUGUUACCCAAAUAAAUAUCUCAUCAAAAGUCAAAAACCAAAAAGCCUCAAAUCAAAUACAGAACACAGGGGGAAACAUCUGUUUGUAAUUUUCUAUUUUAAGUUCUAAUAAAACCAAGCUACAUCGCAUCUGUUUGUAAUUUUCUAUUUUAAGUUCUAAUAAAACCAGGGGAAAACCCCUGUCUUUCACCAAAAAAAAAAAAAGGCUUAUAUAAUAAGAGAACAAACUUUUCUCUCUUAAAAUUUUGGGGGAGACACAAACGUUGUUUUCUCGACCAAACAAACAACCAGCAAACGUUUUGUCUGCGAAGAAGGCAAUGAUGUUAGUAUGUUACUACUAUUCGGGAAUGGGCCAUUCGGUCCAAAAUGGACGCUUAUAAGAGAGACUCAUCUCGGUCACGUUUUCCGUCUCGAAAACAAACAAAAACAAAACAGAGCCAUAGUAGUAGUCUCUCUCUCUCUCCUCAAUUUUGGAAGAAGGAUGAUGUUACCAGAAGCAUGCGUAGCGAACAUCCUCUCCUUCACAACUCCGGCCGACACAUUCUCUUCGUCGGCCGUCUCCUCAGUCUUCAAGGUCGCCGGUGAUUCUGAUCUCGUCUGGGAGAAGUUUCUACCUUCCGAUUACAGCCACGUUGUCUCUAGAUCGACUGAUCACCACCAGAAGUUCUCCUCCAAAAAGGAGCUCUAUCGAUAUCUCUGUGAAUCAAUCCUCAUCGAUAAUGGCAGAAAGAUGUUCAAGAUCGAGAAACUUUCCGGGAAAAUAUCGUAUGUUUUAUCGGCGAGAGAUCUUUCCAUAACUUGGAGCAACCAACGACAUUACUGGUCUUGGAACCCUCGAUCAGAUUCAAGAUUCUCGGAAGGGGUGGAACUUAUAAUGACGGACUGGUUAGAAAUCAUCGGAAAAAUCCAAACCGGAGCUUUAUCGCCCAACACAAACUACGGAGCUUAUCUGAUUAUGAAAGUGACGUCACGUGCGUAUGGGCUAGAGCUAGUUCCGGCAGAGACUUGGAUAAAAGUGGGGAAUGGUGAAAAGAAAACAGAGUCAACUUAUCUAAGUCGCUUGGAUAGCAAGAAACAACAAAUGGAGCGGCUGUUUUACGGACAGAGAGAAGAGAGGAUGGCGAUGAUGGACAAGGUUGUCGGGGCUCAUAGGAGGGAGCCAGAGGUGAGAGACGAUGGGUGGAUGGAAAUAGAGCUCGGAGAGUUCGAGACGGGACAAGAAGGUGGUGAAGACAUGGAGGUUGUUAUGAGUCUAACCGAAGUUAAAGGUUAUCAGUUAAAAGGUGGGAUUGCUAUUGAUGGGAUUGAAGUAAGGCCUAAACCCCAAAAGUGAGUGAGUAGUAACGGAAAAAUGAGUGCCAAAUUUUGGGUUUACCUGAUUAUGUGUUUGGUUCGGGUCCAAAAUGUAAGAUGAGAGACAACUCUUUUGGUGGUUUGAUUUAUACAUUAUUAUCCAUGUAGAGUAACGUAUAGACCAACACUUGUCAGUUGUCAUCUGACAAGAAAAAAAUGAAGACUACGAAUUGUCAAA
Molecule: messenger RNA, 1555 nt
Organism: Camelina sativa (false flax)
Lineage: Eukaryota; Viridiplantae; Streptophyta; Magnoliopsida; Brassicales; Brassicaceae
Source: RefSeq, a predicted model, not a curated record